Molecule: messenger RNA, 3059 nt
Organism: Acomys russatus (golden spiny mouse)
Lineage: Eukaryota; Metazoa; Chordata; Mammalia; Rodentia; Muridae
Gene: Pms1
Product: PMS1 homolog 1, mismatch repair system component
Exons: 13
Coding region: 133-2907 (924 amino acids)
Biological process (GO): mismatch repair
Cellular component (GO): MutLalpha complex
Molecular function (GO): ATP binding; ATP hydrolysis activity; ATP-dependent DNA damage sensor activity
Source: RefSeq, a predicted model, not a curated record
CGCGCGCUGCAGUCGUGCGGACGUCCCGCCAAGUUGGGCCUGCGGCGGCUCCGGGUUUACGGACUGCCCGCCGCGGUGGGUGGUGAAUGCCUUACCUCGCGCGAGCUAGAAGCCUCUGAGCUGGGAGCUAAGAUGAAACAGUUGCCUGCAGCGACCGUUCGCCUCCUGUCCAGUUCUCAGACAAUCACUUCAGUGGUCAGUGUGGUGAAAGAGCUCGUUGAAAACUCCUUGGAUGCUGGAGCUACCAGCAUCGAUGUUAAACUGGAGAACUAUGGAUUUGAUAAAAUUGAGGUUCGGGACAACGGUGAGGGCAUCAAAGCGGUUGAUGUCCCUGUGAUGGCGGUGAAAUACUACACCUCAAAGAUAAACAGUCAUGAAGACCUUGAAAACCUGACAACCUAUGGUUUUCGUGGUGAAGCCUUGGGGUCAAUAUGUAGUAUUGCAGAGGUGGUAGUCACAACAAGGACAGAUGCUGACAGCUUCAGCACCCAGUAUGUCUUAGAUGGCAGUGGCCACAUACUUUCUCAGAAACCUUCACAUCUUGGUCAAGGUACCACUGUCGCUGCUCUAAAGUUGUUUAAGAACCUACCUGUAAGAAAGCAAUUUUAUUCAACAGCUAAAAAGUGUAAAGAGGAGCUAAAAAGUGUACAGGAUCUUCUCAUAAGCUAUGGGGUCCUUAAACCUGACAUAAGGAUUAUGUUUGUACAUAAUAAGGCAAUUAUUUGGCAGAAAAGUAGAGUAGCAGAUCACAGGAUGGCUCUCAUGUCAGUUCUGGGAACUGCUGUGAUGGGCAACAUGCAGUCUGUGCAGCACCACUGUGAAGAGUCUCAGAUUUGCCUAAGUGGAUUCUUUCCAAAGCAUGAUGCAGACCACAGCACCACAAGUCUUUCAACCCCAGAGAGAAGUUUCCUCUUUAUUAACAGUCGACCAGUACACCAGAAAGAUAUACUAAAGUUAAUCCGGCGCUAUUAUAACCUGAAGUGCCUAAAGGAAUGUACUCGCUUGUAUCCCAUUUUCUUUCUGAAAAUUGAUGUUCCUUCAACUGAUGUGGAUGUAAAUCUAACUCCAGAUAAAAGUCAAGUAUUAUUACAGAAUAAGGAAUCUGUUUUAGUUGCUCUUGAACAUCUGAUGGUGACCUGUUACGGACCACUACCCAGUACAGAUUCUUAUGAAAAUAACAAAGCAGAUGUUUCCUCAACCAACAUGGUUGUUAGUGAAACAGCAGAAACAGAUGUGCUGAUUAAUAAAAUGGAAUCAUCUGGAAAUAAUUAUCCAAAUACUGAUACUUUGCCUGUUCACUUCCAAAAUGGUGAAUCUAAAAGAAACACUGAUCAUUAUUUAAAUCAACAGAUAAAUAUAGGCGAGCCCUGUGAUGGCCAUUUUACUAGUGAAUAUUCUAGCAUUAAUAAGGACAGUAUAAGUGUACUUCAGAAUAUCCCCAUGAAUAACAUAUCAUCAGAGGAUAUUCAGAGUAGACACAGUAAGACUCAUUUUGCAGGUUCCAGUGAUCGUAUCCAAGGAGACAAUGGCAGGAGUGGUACAGAAGCAAGUGGGGGGCAUGGGGGAGAAGCACACCCUGAGACAUCGCUGGAAAUCUGUGCAGAUGACUGGAGCAAGGGGAAUGUGUUUAAUUUGAUGGGAGAGAAUAUCGAGCCUGUGAAAAUUUUAGUGCCACAAAAAAGUUUGGCAUGUAAACUGAACAAUAAUAAUCACCCAAGCCUUGAACCAAGGAAUCUUAGUGAUGGUCCUUGUAACAAAACACCAAACGUGAUAGAUAACAGACUUGGACAGCUUACAGCCUAUGAUUUAAUUAGCAACCGAGUUGUCAAGAAGCCCAUGUCAGCAAGUGCCCUGUUUAUUCAAGACCAUCGCGCUCAGUUCAUUGCAGAAAAUCCUAAAACUGGUAUGGAGGAUGCAGUGGCACAAAUUAAAGCACAGUGGGAGACACUGAGUGAAGAGGAAAAGCUGAAAUACGAGGAAAAGGCUAAAAAAGACUUGGAGCGAUACAAUAAUCAAAUGAAGAAAGCUAUUGAACAGGAAACACAGGUAUCAUUAAAAGAUGGCAGGAAGAAGCUGAGAGCCGGCAGUGCGUGGGGCCUGGCACAGAAGCACAAGAGUAGGCCCUCCUCUGCUCAGCCGAGGCUUGUUGAGCUCUUCCAGUCCCAAAAGGAAAAGAAGAGUGGAAAUAUUAAAAUAGCAGAGAUCCCCUUUUCUAUGGAAAACUUAAAGGUCAAUUUUAAGAAACAAAGGGACGUUGACUUAGAAGACAAGGAUGAGAUUUGUCUGGUCCACAGUCUCAAGUUUCCUGAUGCGUGGCUGGUUACAUCCAGAGCAGACGUCAUGUUAUUGAACCCAUACAGAGUGAAGGAAGCCCUGCUGUUUAAAAGACUUCUGGAGAACCAUAAACUCCCUGCAGAGCCACUGGAAACGCCAAUUAUAUUAACAGAGAGUCUUUUUAAUGGAUCUCAUUAUUUAGAUGUUUUACAUAAAAUGUCGACAGUUGACCAGAGAUGCAGCAAAUCAGCUUACCUGUGUGACCCUCGUCUUACAGCAAAUGGCUUCAAGAUCAGAUUGAUACCAGGAGUUUCCAGUACUGAGCACUACUUGGAAAUAGAAGGCAUGGCUAAGUGUCUCCCGUUCUAUGGAGUAAUGGAUUUAAAGGAAAUUCUUAAUGCUAUAGUAAACAAAAAUGCAAAGGAGCUUUAUGAAUGUAGACCUCGCAAAGUGAUAAGUUACCUGGAGGGAGAGGCAGUCCGUCUGUCUAGGCAGCUACCCAUGUACUUAUCAAAAGAGGAUGUUCAAGAUCUUAUCUACAGAAUGAAGGAGGAGUUUGGAAAUGAGAUUAAAGGGUGUGUUCAUGGUCGCCCAUUUUUUCAUCAUUUAACCCAUCUUCCAGGAGCUCCAUGAUCAAGCUUAUGACAACUAGUUGCUGUGGCAAUUGAUGUGGUUCUUAAACCAUUUUGUAUUAUCAUGUAUCAAAGUGAUUAUUCUAUAAAUGAUGCUUCACUGGCCCAUUUAUAUACUGGAAAAAGUUUUAAAAUGUGUAAAAUAUGUAUAAA